GCGCGGCUCGCCGGGUCGGGGUUCGUGCGUCCUUUCCGCCGCCGAAGCUGGAUGCACACUUGAGGUGGUCCCUUGUCUGUGCUCGUGGUCACCUCCGGGGUGAUUCGGCGAAUUGGAAGGCAUGAGCCCAAGGGAGGCUGCUCCCUGCCUGGCAGGUCCGUCCCUUCGAGGCUGCUCGCCUCAUCCCCCCUCUCGGCGCGCCGCCACCUUCUGGUCAGAGUUUCUCCAGGGAGCGCCAAUGUGACCUGGGCCUUCCGCGACUCUGGCUCUUGGACCGCGACGGCGUCAUCAACGUCGACGUGGGAAGGCCGGGCGUCGUAGCCCCAGAGCAGCGGUUCACCCUGCUGCCUGGCGCGGCGGGGGCCAUCCGGCGGCUGAACGAGUCGGGCUGCCGCGUGGUGGUGGUGACGAAUCAGACUGCCGUUGCAAAGGGCCUGCUCUCGCCGGAGGCGCUCGGGCAGAUCCACGCCUUGAUGGCCGCGCGGCUGGCGGACUCCGGUGCGCACGUGGACGAGGUGCUGGUGGCGGUGCGGGGGCACCGCCUGAAGCCGGGGCCCGCGAUGGUGCUGGAGGCGCUGGAGGGCGGCCGCUGCCGCCCCUCCGAGGCGGUGCUGGUCGGGGACAAGCUCUCGGACCUGCAGGCCGCCGCGGCCGCGGGCGUCCGCUCCGCGCUCGUCACCUGCUCGCAGCACGGCGAGGCGGCGGCGCGGAGGCUGGCCGGGGGCGGGGCGGGCGGCGACGUCGCCGCCGCGCCGGUGCACGAGGACCUCGCCGCUGUGGUGGAGGCGAUGUUGGGGCCGCUGCCCUCGCCGCUGAGAGAGCAAAAACCGUAGACACGCGAACGGCGAUGCAGGUAAUGGCGAUGUGGGUUUCGGUUUUGGGCCGCUGUGGUGGAUCUCAUUCUGCGCGCAAGUGCGCAACUGGAUCCCACACGGUGUACAGUUGAAGGCGGUGGCUGAACGAAUGGCGUAGAGGUGACAUUCAAAAAGUCCCGGACGCCGUUUCUGCAUCUGUUCGUCGCGCGAUUUGCGCCGUCAGCGCGGAUUGUUUCCGGCAUUGUUGCGUGUGGUUUGCUGCCCAGCGGCAGCGGCAGCCGCAGUUUGGUAUCUUUGUCCGUAGUUUUUACGAUCGCCGCCGACGCCCCUGGUGUCAGCGCUGUCGCUCCCUGCUGUGGAGGGCAGCAGCACUCGCAAGAGUGCUUCAAUCUAGCUGUGAGG
Molecule: messenger RNA, 1217 nt
Organism: Prorocentrum cordatum
Lineage: Eukaryota; Dinophyceae; Prorocentrales; Prorocentraceae
Source: the annotation of a GenBank genome assembly